Molecule: messenger RNA, 2133 nt
Organism: Nematocida homosporus
Lineage: Eukaryota; Fungi; Microsporidia
Exons: 1
Coding region: 1-2133 (710 amino acids)
Source: RefSeq, a predicted model, not a curated record
AUGGAGAAAGAAACCAAAGAAACUUAUCUAGAUACGAUCAAGACUUCUAUUAUGCAGUUAAUGUCUUCUCCGGCCGAUAGAGAUUGCACCAGCACCUUUAUGGCCGGUUACAACGCAAUAUACAGCUAUUGUACUGAAGAUGUUGAAGAUAAGUAUUCAAUUGAAGGGGGCGAAAUCUACCAUCUUUACAACCGAGUGCUGCUGAAGUACUUAGAAGGCUUUCCCUGUGACUAUACAUUAGAGAAACUCGUGAGUUUCUUAGCAGGUUACCGACGGGCCAAUGAGCGAAUCGGUAAAAUGCUGGCUUUCUUAUCUAGAUACUUCAUUCGAGUAAAUCUAGAAGUGUCCAACAACAACGUACAGGACUUGAAGAAGGUCUAUUUUAGUCAAGUCUUUGCCGUUAUCAUUCAACCACAGGAAACAAAGUUGCACAACCUGUUCUUAGAUAAGAUACAGCAGUACAUUAGAUUGCGCGAAGUCAAGCAGCCAACCGAAGAGGAGAGAACGCAUCGUAAUAAGUUGCUCAAAACCCUAAGAAUAUUCCUUAGAGAGUACAUCAAGAUAGCCGAGUCGAGCAGCCAAAAGAAAUCAUUGAAGAAGCUGUGCACCAAGAUGGCCAAAAUAGUAACUAGUGCUAAGGACGAGAGUCAUCUAGCCAUCUAUGCCAACAUCUCGGCCAUCAAUGCUCUCUUUGCCCAGAAGGAGCGCACGAAGAAGAUCUUCUAUUCAAUGCUGGAAGAGAAGAUAGAAGAGCCCAGACUAAGAGGGUUUAUUAGUACGUUUGUAGCAGGAAUGCUUAGCAAGAGUAUUAACAAACAAACUUAUACUUGGCUCUCUUCCUUCUACUCAUUUGUGGACUACUCCGAGAAGAGCCGUGAAAUCUUCAUGAAUGUCUUGCUAGCAGCCUUAUUAGAACUCUUGCCCAAGCACCAGGACUGUUUAUCACUAGUUCGCAUGCUUGUCUUUGUAAACAAGCACUUACGGCAAAUGCCACGAACUUUGAAGCUAGUAAGGAAACCAAUGGAGUUAGUGUUCAGUCGCAAGUUACGCGAAGUCUUUGCCAGAGAAUCGACAGAUGAGUUUGAAAACAACCUAUUAGAACUCAUUGAAACUUAUGCGAAAAAGACCAAACAACCAAUCCAAGAAUUAUCACUGUUUAUUGCUAAUGUACCGGCCGAUCGCAAAUCGUUUUGGAGUCAGUUCCUGGCCGGAAUUAAGAGCCGCUUGAUUCUGCUUAAUACCUCUUCCGUUGAGAAGAGUUUAGUCCAGAUGACUAUGCGGCGUAUUGAGAAGUUUAAAGAGAUCAAGCUCCACCACAGCUUACCGAUAAGCAAAGAAAAUGCGGACUACAUUGAUAUGCCGACUCUUUGCCACAACUUUCAGUUCUUUGAAUUAUCUAACUUUGAAGAGAUUCAGCUCUGCUUGCGGGACAUAACUAUUAGUGAAAUGUACUUUCGACGCGAAGGACCGGGACUUACAACUGACUGUCGUUUAUUGGCCUAUACAAGAUGGUCCUGUCCUAAGCUUGAGAUCAAUAUUCCGUGUGAGAUAGAGAAGGCCUGGGAAGAGAUCAUUCAGUACUGUCGUGAAAAGGGUCGGAAGUUCCUUUUAGGACUCUGUCCAACGGUUUCCUGUGCCGUAGUGGAGAUAGGCAAUACUGAAGUGGUUUGUGAUCUGGUGCAGGCAGCUGUGCUUAUUCUACUUGGUAAAACAGGAGAUCUAACUAGCGAAGCGAUUUGUAAAGCCAUUUUAGUCGAGCCCAAAGAGGAAAACAACGCCGUUGUGCUCGAUCGCAUUGACGUUCUGAAAAAGGCCCAUUUACUGGAGGACAAGGACUCAGUUCUUUCUCUAACUGCCGUAAAUCUACCCGCACAAAUUGAUCUCUUCCAUUACACCGGACAGACAACCAAACUAACCCAGUGCAGUCGCGCUCAUUCGCACUCCAAGGGCGCAAUUGAGGCCUUUAUAGUUCGAAUUGCCAAGCGCAAUACAGGAAUUGAGAUGGCAGUUGUUGAAGAGAAGGCCAAAGGCGUCUUUUCUAUUUCCGACCAAGAGUUUGCCCUCUAUAUUGAAUCCCUGCAGGAGAAAGGCCUUAUUUCUCGCUCGGGAUCUCUUCUAUACUUUGUGCCUUAA